This is a messenger RNA of Limanda limanda (common dab), 720 nucleotides long. RefSeq lists its product as uncharacterized. Bases 19 to 720 code for a protein of 233 amino acids. NCBI's taxonomy places the organism in Eukaryota, Metazoa, Chordata, Actinopteri, Pleuronectiformes, Pleuronectidae. The record is from RefSeq and is a predicted model, not a curated record. The transcript has 3 exons.
GACACAAAGAGGAGGAAGAUGUGCGACGUGCAGCUGCUGCGGGAGUCGGUACAUGAGCGGAUCAGCGCCGCCGCCGAAGACUUCCUGCUGCAGCUGGAGAAAGGAGGAGAAACGGCUCGAGUCCCGGAGCUGAGAGCGAUGCUAACCGAGCGGCUAACGGCGGCGGUGGAGGAGAUCGUCGCGGUGUUCGAAGACAGAAUGGAGCGGUCCGAGCGGGAGAUCUGCCGCCAGAGGAGGCUGCUGGAGGCCGUGAUGAAGCCCGAACUCCGGCUGCACCGAGUUGUGUUUCCUGCUGACGUACAGCAGCUGAUGGUGAAUAAAGAAGAGGUUCCCCCUGAGCAGCAGCAGUGGAGCCCCCUUGUGGACCAGGAGGACCAAAACCCCCCCCAUAUUAAAGAGGAACAGGAGGAACCGUGGACCAAUCAGGAUGGAGUGCAGCUUCAACAAGUUGAGCAGGCUGAUAUCAAGUUCACAUGGACUGCUGUCACUAUGAAGAGUGAAGAAGAUGAAGAGAAACCUGAGUUGUCUCAGCUUCAUCAGAGUCAGACUGAGGAGAACAGAGCGGACUGUGGAGAACAAGAACCAGCCAGGAACUCAGGUCCUGAUGGACAUUUACAAUUGGAAGAGAAGAUGUGCUGGAGCAGCCAGGCCCUCUCCUUGGCGAUGCAGGAAGGGAGGCUGGCCGCCUGCCUCUUCAGUGGGUUGAGGGAAAGGGAGUGA